Molecule: messenger RNA, 2337 nt
Organism: Epithele typhae
Lineage: Eukaryota; Fungi; Basidiomycota; Agaricomycetes; Polyporales; Epitheliaceae
Exons: 12
Coding region: 1-2337 (778 amino acids)
Source: RefSeq, a predicted model, not a curated record
AUGGCGACGGGGCUACCCAAGGGGCAACCUCAUACCAUAUGGUUGAGCACGGGUCAUGACUCUCAAGGACGGACCUUCUGGAAGACCCUGAUGGACGCCAAGUCAUUUCUUCCAGAUGAGCUCGAUUUCAUCGCUGCGGGUUUCUCAAUGAACUUGCACAACACGGUGCAAAACGGGGCCAUUUUGGUGACUGACAGGCUGGCAGACAGUGAUAUCGUCGCGCGGGUUGAAAGCGAUGGCGAUGUUCGGCAGCAGGUGCGCGCGCGCGCGGAGGACACCGCGACGAACGAGGAGGCGCGGGGUCACACGUUUGAAGCACCCCCUCCGCCAGGCGCCAUCCCUGCCAUCGACCAUGGCGAGGUCUCUCAGCCAUGGACACUGCCGGCCCACAUCUUCCAUGCUCGCCUCUCCCGCGCUCUAGCCUCUGUGAAGAUUGUAGCUAAUCUCGCCGACAUAGAUGCCGGUGGCCCAGCUGCAUUCAACGACGGAGCCAACGAUUUGGAUGCGCUCACAUUUGCGCUAGGACAAGACACGGAGACCGUCGUGGCGCCCGCCUUGCGCACGCUCGACGAGGUUGUCGAUCAGCCAGACGUCGACCGCCGCGAUCGCCUCGAAAACCCCGACCAGCACGAGGGCGUCGUCCGGCGCGGGGUCGAGCAGUCCGUCGUCCAUCAGUCCAUCGUCCGGGAUGACGUCGAGCAGCCCGCCGUCGUUGACCAGCACAUCGUCGUUGAGCAACCCAUAGAGCAGCCCGUCGUCGUCGAGCAGCCCGUCGUCGCCGUCGUCGUCGUCGACCAGUCCAUCGUCGUCGAGCAGCCCAUAGAGCAGCCCGUCGUCGUGAAGCAACCCGUCGUCGUCGAGCAGCCCGCCGUCGUUCAAGAGCAGCACAUCGUCGUCGAGAAACCCAUAGAGCAGCCCGCCGUCGUCAAGCAGCCCGUCGUUGUCGACCAGCCCGUCGUCGUCGAGCAGUCCAUCGUCGUCGAGCAGCCCAUAGAGCAGCCCGUCGUCGUCAAGCAGCCCGUCGUCGUCGACCAGCACAUAGAGCAGCCCGUCGUCGUCAAGCAGCCCGUCGUCGUCGACCAGCACAUCGUCGUCGAGCGACCCAUAGAGCAGCCCGUCGUCGUCGACCAGCCCGUCGUCGCCGUCGUCGUCAAGCAGCCCGUCGUGGUCGACCAGCCCAUUGUCGACCAGCCCGUCCUCGACCAGCAAGAGGUCGUCGAACAGGCCACCGGCAUAGAAGAAGCAGCACCUGAACCUCCGAGGCCACGAACUCCUCCCAUGAUGACUCGCAAGCGGCUUACAGGAGUAACGCCGAAGAAGUCAUGGCGCAAAAGGGGUGAUGAUCCCUUGCAAACCGUCAUCACCACUCGCCUCGUUUUUAAUCGCUACUACAUGGACGUUUCUGUGGAAGACAUCGCUCCUGUCGCGUCCAAAGACGGGCAACCAGACCCAGACAGCGGCCCUCAGACGCUGGACCGGCCCACGAUCCAGGAGCAGGAAAUGCAGAUGGACGAUCGCGAAGACGACGCCGACGGAGACGCGGUGGAGAAGGAGGAGGAAAUGGACGAUCAGGUGGCAGACGCCGCUGAGAGGGUGGGCGGCGGCCUGCCUGUGCCCACAUAUGAGGAUAUCCCGCUCCCCGCCGAGGUCCCUCUGGACAGCUAUGGCGGGAUCAGCACGCAUGUGAAGGAGGACAAGCUCAUGUACUGGGCCCCCAGAGCGCAGUGGAUCCCCGCCAACAUGUCGGAAGCAAGCAUACGCAUCGACCCCCUUACGCGCUCCAUCCUCGUUCGCGCCGGCGGUGACCUGGGCUCGUGUCAAGGACUUGGGGCUGAGCUGUCCGCCCAGGAUGCAGCGGAGUCCGGGCCCCCUCCCAAGCCUAUCGCAGACUUUCGCUGGCCGCCCAGGUCAGGUUCAAUACCCGUGUUCGUGUGGCCGAAGGACGAACGUCCCCGCCCGAUCGGGUACCACAUGCCGGAGCUGAAAGGCAAGAACUACCAGUUUGUCUUGGAUUUCCUGCAACAAGACGGUCUCGACCUGGGCGAAGGUUGGAUGCUGUGGAAUCCAAGCCGUUCAAAUUGGCAAAGAGGCGACCAAACCAGCCCUAUUCACGUGCGGUGUCGGAAGACGCUCUUGCUGCGCCAUGCGGAUAACGAACGCGCCCUAUAUGCCGGCGACUUCAUCCAUCGCCUUGAGGUCUAUGGCCACGUUGUCAUGGGAGAUAGUGAGCUUACCGCCUUGUCUGUUGGGGACGGUGCGGACGAAGAAGAGGGCGCGCGGAAGGUGCGAAAGCAGGCUUCGAACGACACGAAGUAUGGAGACGGAGAAAGACUUUGA